Messenger RNA from Cladocopium goreaui, 3327 nucleotides. The record is from the annotation of a GenBank genome assembly. NCBI's taxonomy places the organism in Eukaryota, Dinophyceae, Suessiales, Symbiodiniaceae.
AUGGGACUGAGCGACGAUGCAAUGAUGCACCUGCCCAAGUCGGAUAUGGAAGAAUGCCAGAGAAGUCUGAUAGCAUCAGCCUACAACAUGGAUCGUGUGAUGGAGAAGUUGCAACGCUUGCAAGAAAGUUGGAUAGCUAGUCCCUUGCAGCGGGUCCAGUCCUCGCCUGACUUCCACGUGAACCGCGUCAACGUCGUCCAUGGCGUUUGCACUCCGCGGGUGGACAAUGACCAUGGCAACUGCGGCGGCCGGCAGCCGGACGGCCCGGAGUCGCCCAUCUUCGGAGCGCCUGGCGGUCCAGACUGGAAAGACUUGCUGAGCCAAAGUGCCGUGCAAGGACGAAUCGUGGCAUAUCUUGAGCAGGCGACCGCGUUGUCGCUGCUGUUCGCUCGCCCCAAAAGCGAUGCGUGUGAGCUCUUCUCCCAACUGGACUCCUUGCGAGAGGACCAGGAGAUCCUCCAGCAGUGGGACCACUUUCCCUCCAUUCCCUCAGUGCUUCUGCAGCUGGACGAGGUUGAUGCGAGCAGUAGAUCUAAAGCUGCGGAUGAAGUGUCUUUGGACACUCCCGAUGCACAGCAUCGCGAGACUCGGCAAUUCGCAUGGAAACCCGCGCAGCAGCUUCAAGCCGCAGGCGCCCCGCAGCCAGCUGUGAAGUACCUGCCCCGGUCGGUCCCUGCAGUGCCGGCGCCCGGCGGCCCCGGGGGCACCGGGGGCCGGGGGGGCGCCGGGCCCCAGGUCGCUCCAAAGGCAGAGACGGCAGAGUCGCUUACGAGGAUGCCGGCCCAGCUCCCAAGUUCUAUCACUAGCAGCUUCGAUCUCGAGGGUCGCCUGGGUACCGGCGCGGUGGCACAGGUUCUGCGCCUGCGGCAACGGAAGACGGGGAUGAAGUUGGCCCUGAAAGUUAUUGAGAAGCACCCGCUGAAAAUUCGAGGGAUGCUACCUCAGGUGGAACGAGAAGUGAAGAUCCACGGGUUGAUGCGGCACCCCAACGUCCUCAGGCUGUUCCAUUGUGUUCAAGAUGAAAGUCAUUUAUACAUGAUUCUGGAGCUGGCAGAGAGCAGUUUGCGGACUUUGAUGAUGAAGCAACCCUUACAGCGCUUGAAGGAGCCCUUGGCUGCAGCCCUCUUCAAGCAGAUCGUGGACGGUGUUCAGCACAUCCAUAGGAAGAGAUGUGCACACCGAGACUUGAAGCCAGAGAACAUUCUGUUGGCAGGGUUGUGCCCCAAGAUCUGCGACUUCGGCUGGUGCGCCGAUCAGCUCCUGGAGUCGGAGCCGCGGCGGCGGCGCACCACCUGCGGCAGCCAUCAGUACAUGGCGCCGGAGGUCUUGUUCAGCGAAGGCCACGGCAAGGAGGUGGACCUCUGGAGUCUCGGGGUGCUUCUUUACGAACUCUUGAGUGGUGUCACACCCUUCCUGGCUGCUGGCAAUGGCAAAUCGUUUCAACAAAAGGUUCAUAUGGUUGAGUACCCGUGCCCCCCAUGGUUUUCCCACGAAGCCUGUCAUUUGGUGCGCGGCUUGUUGCAACGCUUGCCACAACAUCGGAGACCCUUGACAGAGGUCUUGCGACAUCCUUGGCUGCAAAAAUACUUCCGCGCCUUCCUACAGCAGCUUCAGCAGCACACCGCGCGGGCGCGCGCAGCAGGAGCCAACAAGAGCUUGAACAAGACUUGGUGCCGCGGGCUCCAGAGCCCCGUCCGGCGACCGUGUCCCGCGCGACCAGCUGCACCCAUGGGGCCAGGUCCUUGCCCUUUGGGUCCCUGUUCGGUUGCACCUGGCUGCGCGGCACCGCCGGCACCGUUGGGAGGUGCUCAGCCACUGGGUGUUGGUCACCCGCGAUCUCCCAGGCAGCCAGAGGCGCCACGGAUGCAUGCUUACCCUGCAACCCCCCAGGGGCGCCCUGCUGGGGUUCCUUGGAACCCUCGUGUUCCAGCGCCGGCGCCUCCGGGGCCUCCCCUGCGCAGCCAUCGGAGUCCAAGGGACCCGACACCCGUUUCAGGUCGACCUUGGCCACCGACGGCGACGCAAAAUCUGUUGGUUGGAAAACGGAGCGUGGCACUGCGGGCUGCAAGGGAACUGGAGCCGAAGGCUUGGUGGAUUUGGAAACCCAUCAACUCCAGCUGUGGUCGAGGCAUCAAGUUGCUGCCAAACCAUUUGACCAACAAGGUCAUAGCUCGUUUGGAGUCCAAACAGGGCAUCAUUCAGCGCUACGUGGAGCGUCCCCUGCUGCUGGACGGAUACAAGUUCGACCUGCGGCUCUAUGUGGUGGUGACAUCGUUUGACCCCUUGAAGGUCUACCUCUUCAAGGAAGGCUUGGUGCGUUUGGCCACGGAGCGCUACUCCUUGAGCCCCAACUCGCUGAAGAAGCGAACGAUGCACCUCACCAACUAUUCCGUGAACAAGCGUUCCGCCAAGUACGUGCAGAACCGCGACGGCAAGGCGCCACCAGUCCCAAAGGUUGCAGCGCCAGAAGAGGACUUGGCGACCAUGGAGCUGGAGGAGGAUGCGGACGAUUGCCCAACUGAAGCAGGGUUGACUGACAUGAACGAGAGUGAAGAUGAAGAGGAGGGAGAAGAGGCGUCAGCUUCUGGCACUUCGGCAAGUGAUCCACAGGGUCAAGCCACAUCCAAAUGGACCUUGAAGGACCUGCAGGAGUAUUUCGAAGCCAAGGGAUUGGACUACCCGUUGGUCUUGUCCAAGAUUAAGGAACUCAUAGUCAAGAGCCUGAUUGCGGUAGAGACGCCGAUUGUGAGUGCCUGGCACAACGGCGCCAACUACGCACGACGCAACGGAGCCAGCCUGGUAGGACCCAACCAAACCUGCUUCGAACUCUACGGUUUCGAUGUUUUGGUGGAUCAAAAGCUUCGGCCCUGGCUGCUUGAAGUGAACACUUGCCCAUCCUUAUCUUCCUCUUCGCCCUUGGACAAGCGUUUGAAGACUCAGUUGGUUGCGGAUAUGCUGACCCUGGUUGGUUUGAGCCCUUACUUCGAGGAGCGGCCAAGCAGCGGCCGCUCACGUGCGGACAAGGGAGCACGCGUCCACGUACGGCCCACGGUGGAACGGCUUCAGUCAGAGAACCUUCGCCUGCGGGACCUUGGCGAGGCCGAGUGGUCCAUCAUCCUGGAUGCACACGAUGAGUACCUGCGUCGAGGGGCCUAUGAGCGGAUUUUCCCAGAUCUGAACUUUCAGGAAUUUUUUCGGAUACAGCGCUAUGGCAACUGUGUCCUUGCCAAAUGGCUUCGUGAAGGAGGUGAAACAUGCUUCCUCCCCGGCCGCGAAGAUCUGCGGCCCAAUUGGUUGCCUUUGCAACUCUUCACCGGUGCUUGUUGA